GCCCUCGCGGGGUCCUGCUGCUCGCACCUCCUUGCAUGACGCGCACCCCUGGGCGCAGCGGGCGAAUGGUCUGGCCCGUUGGUAGCCGCCACCCCUUGGGCACGACAGUGCUCCAGCUGCUCCUGGUCGGGUCGAGCUUCUGAGCUCUGAGCCGUGGCUGCCCCGGGCGGUGGGCGAGCUGAGGGGAUCCCAGGGCCACCAGUGCGUGGUCGACGGGGAGCCGCCAGCCGCGGGCAGGGAGUGUGGAUCACCAAGGGACCAGCCACUGGAGUCACCUGGCGAGGUGCCUAAGCUGUAGCUUCCUAGCCCAAAACUUGUGUUGUGAAAUCUGAGAUUUUGACCCAGAUACUAUGAUAGAAACUUCCUGUGAUUUGGGGCCAUAUCCUACUUAGAUGAACGCGGGACUUCCAGAUUUUCUGAGAGCUUGGUACUGUACGUGCGUUUCUUGCUCCUUUGGAGUGGGUGACCAUGCCUUCUCUGCCUCAAGAAGGGGUAAUUCAGGGAUCCUCUCCCCUGGAUUUGAAUACAGAGUUACCUUAUCAAUGCACAAUGAAAAGGAAAGUCAGAAAAAAGAAAAAGAAGGGAGUCAUUACAGCGAAUGUUUCUGGGACAAAGUUUGAAAUUGUUCGUUUAGUAAUAGAUGAAAUGGGAUUUAUAAAAACUCCAGAUGAAGAUGAAACUAGUAACCUUAUAUGGUGUGACGCUGCCGUUCAGCAGGACAAGAUCACGGAACUGCAGAACUACCAGAGAAUCAACCAUUUUCCAGGAAUGGGGGAGAUCUGUAGGAAGGAUUUCUUAGCAAGAAACAUGACCAAAAUGAUCAAGUCUCGGCCUCUGGAUUACACUUUUGUUCCUCGGACAUGGAUUUUCCCUUCUGAAUAUACUCAAUUCCAAAACUAUGUGAAAGAAUUGAAGAAAAAAAGGAAGCAGAAAACUUUUAUAAUAAAGCCAGCUAAUGGUGCAAUGGGCCAUGGGAUUUCAUUGAUAAGAAAUGGGGAUAAAAUUCCAUCUCAGGAUCAUUUGAUAGUUCAAGAAUACAUUGAAAAGCCUUUCCUAAUGGAAGGCUACAAGUUUGAUUUACGGAUUUAUAUUUUGGUGACAUCCUGUGAUCCGUUAAAGAUAUUUCUCUACCAUGAUGGGCUUGUGCGAAUGGGGACAGAGAAGUACAUCCCGCCGAACGAGUCCAACUUGACCCAGUUAUACAUGCAUUUGACCAACUACUCAGUGAACAAACAUAAUGAGCGGUUUGAACGCAAUGAGACCGAAGACAAAGGCAGCAAACGUUCAAUCAAGUGGUUUACAGAAUUCUUACAAGCCAAUCAGCAUGAUGUUUCCAAGUUCUGGAAUGAUAUUUCAGAACUGGUGGUAAAGACUCUAAUUGUAGCAGAACCUCAUGUCCUGCAUGCGUAUCGGAUGUGCAGACCCGGCCAGCCCCCAGGAAGCGAAAGCGUCUGUUUUGAAGUCCUGGGGUUCGACAUCUUAUUGGAUAGAAAGCUAAAGCCAUGGCUUCUGGAGAUUAAUCGAGCCCCAAGCUUUGGAACUGAUCAGAAAAUAGAUUAUGAUGUCAAAAGGGGAGUUCUGCUAAAUGCAUUGAAGCUGCUCAACAUCAGGACCAGCGACAAAAGGAAAAACUUGGCCAAGCAAAAAGCCGAGGCUCAAAAGAGGCUGUAUGGUCAGAACCCUAUCAGACGAAUUUCGCCGGGCUCCUCGGAUUGGGAGCAGCAGAGGCAUCAGCUGGAGAGGCGGAAAGAAGAGUUGAAAGAGAGACUAGUUCAAGUACGGAAGCAGGUUUCCAGAGAAGAGCACGAAAACCGGCAUAUGGGGAACUACAGGAGAAUUUAUCCUCCUGAAGAUAAAACACUGCUUGAAAAGUAUGAAACUUUGCUGGCUGUUGCAUUCCAGACCUUUCUUUCAGGAAGAGCAGCUUCAUUCCAGCGAGAACUGAACAACCCUCUGAAAAAGAUGAAGGAGGAAGAUAUUUUGGAUCUCCUGGAACAGUGUGAAAUUGACGAUGAAAAGUUGAUGGGAAAAACUACCAGAAUCCGAGGACCAAAGCCCCUGUGUUGCAUGCCGGAAUGUGCGGAGGUAAUGAAGAAGCAGAAGUAUUAUUGUAGCAGCGAGAGCAGCUAUGACAGCAGCAGCAGCAGCAACUCAGAGCUGGAUGAGAGUGAAAAAGAGCUGUGUCAGAAGAGACGAGAGCAAGCUCCGUAUAACCUUAAACACACCAGUCACUGCAAGCUAAUUCAGCAAUCCAAUUCCAUGAGGCGUUCGGUCAGCUGCCCUCGAUCCAUCUCUGCUCAUUUACCUUCCAGUGGGGAUGCACGCCCCUUUUCUUCUCAACAAGUGAUACCAUUAGCACGACCAACUUCAGCAACUCGGUCACAUUCCUUAAACCGUGUUUCCUCCUACAUGAGACACCUGCCCAGCAGUAACGAUGCCAGCUCUACCAACUCUCUGGUGAAUGAGUCUUUGCGGCAAUUGAAAACAAAAGAACAGGAAGAUGACCUCACAAGUCAGACCUUGUUUGUUCUCAAGGACAUGAGGAUCCGCUUUCCAGGAAAGUCAGACGCAGAGUCAGAGCUUCUGAUAGAUGAUAUCAUGGAUAACUGGAAGCAUUAUAAAACAAAAGUGGCUUCAUAUUGGCUCAUAAAAUUGGACUCUGGGAAACAACGAAAAGUUUUGGACAUAGUAAAAUCAAGUAUCCGUACAGUCCUUCCAAGAAUCUGGAGGGUCCCUGAUGCUGACGAACUGAUUUUAUAUCGGAUUUUCAACCGGGUGUUUAAUCGCUUACUCUGGAGUCAUGGCCAAGGACUUUGGAGCUGUUUUUGUGAUUCAGGGUCCUCUUGGGAGAGCAUCUUCAGUAAGAGCCCGGACAUGGUGACUCCUCUCCAGCUCCAGUGUUGCCAGCGCUUGGUGGAGCUUUGCAAGCAGUGCCUGCUUGUGGUUUACAAGUAUACAACAGAAACGAGGGGGCCCAUCUCAGGCAUUGGCCCUGACUGGGGUAACUCCAGGUAUUUGCUACCAGGAAGUGCCCAAUUCCUCAUGAGAUCACCGCUGUACAACAUGAAGUAUAAUUCACCUGGAAUGACUCGCUCCAAUGUUUUGUUUACAUCCCGAUAUGGCCAUUUGUGAGACUGAAUGGAAGAUUACCAUGGGCUAUGGAUAAUAGCAAUUAACCCAUUUUCUCCAGUUGAACCUUAAGGAAGUGACCCUUAUGUGCUGUUUUAUUGUAUAUAUGUCAUAUAAGUGUGUAGAAUACAUACACACAUGCACUCAAGUAACAUAAAUAUAUAUAUUUAUUAUGUGUAAGAAAAGUUAGCAGAAAACUGAAUAUAAGAUUUAACCUUUCUGGAAAUGUAAUAAACCAUGUUAAAGUUGUUUACACAAAUAUGCAAAUGUGUAGAAUUUGCUAGGUUUAUACUUAAUUACUUCCUACUAGAAAUAUUAUUUUUGCUGCAGAGUGUAUAAAGCAGAAUUGAUCUUGAAGAUCCCAUCACAGUGUUAAAUUAUUUUCUAGAUAACACAGCUUUGACUUCAGAAAGCACUAAUAGUAUCUCAUUAAUUCUCUCACUCAUUGUAGAUAUUUAACAGUGAAACACAAGAGACUUAGAGCCCUGGGGUUGGCUUGAUGGUAGGAUUAGGAUAAAACGGCAUUGUCGUUAUUAUAGCACAUUGUAAAGUACUAGAAGAUAUCCUAGCCUGACUUUCCAACAUUUUAUUCCCCAUGCAGAAAUUUAACUACUUGAUCUAGUGUAUAUUUUCAAUAAAGAUCAGAUAAGA
This is a messenger RNA of Phodopus roborovskii (desert hamster), 3780 nucleotides long. RefSeq names its product tubulin tyrosine ligase like 7 (gene Ttll7). Gene Ontology annotation, molecular function: tubulin-glutamic acid ligase activity; tubulin binding. Gene Ontology annotation, cellular component: cilium. NCBI's taxonomy places the organism in Eukaryota, Metazoa, Chordata, Mammalia, Rodentia, Cricetidae. Gene Ontology annotation, biological process: protein polyglutamylation; microtubule cytoskeleton organization. The record is from RefSeq and is a predicted model, not a curated record.